GGGAGCACAUAGUGAACUAAUACUUUAAUUUGCUAUCUAGUGAUUUGGAGCACCUGCGUCAAAAAGAAAAGGACCAGCAAACCGAGAAUCACAACCUGGCAAGUCAGUCACAGACGAUGAUGUCGCUCAACAUGCAACUCCAGUCGACUGUCAUGAAAGCUCAAGCCAAAGCCAUUGACUUGGAACUUCGCAAACUUGAGGCUGCUCAAGCAAAUGAUCGCCUCAGUUACAUUCAGCCAUAUUUGCCAGAUGCCUUCUUCAAAUCCGAAAAUGAUCCAAUUUCUUGCUUGUUGCUGUUCAAGCGCUUGGUAUUCAAAUCUGAAUUGAUUAUCAAGCAUCUUGAUCAAAGCCAUCCAAUCAGUGAAAAGAUUAUGGAUAAUGUAUCGGAAAGCCUGGUUUCGGUCUGCGAGCUACGACAAAAAGCAGCAUGGUUGGGCGAUUUGGCCAAGCGAUUUGUCACGUUUGUCAAGCAUUGUACACCUGAGGAAUUUUCGGAAAUGGCUCGGGUGUACCAUGAUUUAGUUGGCUCUGAACGAAGAUUGAAUGCUCUUGUAGAGUUCUUUAGAACUGAAGAAUCCAAUGAUAACGAAUCCGUGGUGGAUCUCCAAAGAAUCAUUGCUCACCUGGAGCACCUGGCUGAAGUUUACCUCGUUCAAAGCAGCGAUACGGGCAACGCUGACUUGUUCUUUAGCUUGACCAGAGCAUUUGACAUGAACUCAGACAAGAUGAUGGUUGAGUUGACGUUUGUGAAACAGAUUGUGUACAAUGCAAACAAGGCUGAAGCCAUGACAAUUAUCGAAGGUCCAGAGCGUCUUGAUUAUGACUACAUGGAGCCCCUUGGACGUCUUGUCACUGAAACGAAGAACUGCAAGAUGGUUGCAAGGAAAUUGUUGCGACAGUUGGAUGAUCUUGCAGAGCAAGCAUUGACGCCAAAAGCGGAGCAUUUGCAUAAGUUCAGAACCAUGUACGCCUUAAGCGCCAAACUGAGCCAAUUUUGCUUUGAGACGCUGAAACAAAUUCUGGGUUACCUGGACAACAAGCGUACCAACAGAGAACAUAUCACUCUGGGCGAGGUUCAAGGCAUUAUUUACAACAAAUGCGAUGAUAUUCUUGAUAUUUCUGAGACGACAAUGUGGGAUGGUUGUUUGAAGAUGCUCAAGUCUCUUUCCAGUGAGCUAGCCACGACCCUGAAAAGAAUCGAACACGAUAACCGUAUGGAUAAGAUUGCCACGGGUAUCCCGCCAUGGGUCCAACGUGCUUCUGACAUGAAGGCAGAAGUUGUCAUUAACCAUGACAUGGAACGCAAGCUCCAACAGCACAGUGAAGAGAUCUUCAAGUUGAUCAAGGACAUCAAAUCCAAGGAUCAAGCUUUACAAGAAGCAAACAUCAGAGUAGAACUACUCGAGCGACGCAUGGAGGCAGCCAAGAAGGAUACAGAGCAAUUCCAUGCGCUUGAAGAAAGCCUUGAAAAGGCAAAGGCUCAGACCCAAAUGUAUAGCGAAGCAAUGGAGAAUUUGCAGACCGAGUACGAAGCUCUCGAGCAAGAAAACAAUCAACUCAAAAAAGUUGCAGCAGCAACAACCCAGAAGGAGGAUAAACGACUAUCGAUUCCUCGCAAGCCAAGUGGCUAUGACACCAGUAAUAGUAGCAUCGUCGAAGAAGAAACGGUUGUGGGAGAGCUGUCAGACGCUGCUGAGUAUGCCGAUAUGCACAAUCAUAUGGAAAUUCUCAAGGCAGGCAUUCGGUACCUCCGAGCCGAAAAUGCACACCUCAAGCGCUGCGACCUUGCACGGUCGCUCAAACUGGAACAGCUUCCACCCAUUCAAGGGUCGCUCAAUUCCGCUGCUGUUGAGAUAGGGGAGGAGGACGAGGAGGAGAAUGAGAAUGACCAAGAACGGGCAGCAACAAAGGAACCAGAAGCACGCGAUAUGGUGCGGUCUCUCGCAACAGAGACGCGCGUCCUUCUGAAAGAUCUGCGGACAGCAAGCGCGUCGCCCAAGGUUGUUGCGCUAAGCGAGCGUGGUCGUCGCUCUGGAGAAUGGCGCAGCAUGAAAAAGACACCCGAUUAUCAAUACCAAACCCAGCAGUCAGUGUUGUACACGCUCAAGCAGCGUAGUGAGCAGCUCAAAGACAAGCUAAAGCAGCUUCAAUACACAACCACUGACAAUGAGACAACAACGAUGGUACACGGAGCAAUACAGGUAGCAGCAUUGCUGGUUAGAGGCUGUCAGGAGAACCUGGUUUCUAACGAAAUACUUUAUAUUCCCCCACACACUCUCUAUAGCCGUUACAGCGUCCACUGAACUACUUGACGCAGUCCAUCGCCAAAGUCCAGAUACCCCGCUUGUCGAGCAAUGUAACUUCUUCCUCAGCAAAUACUACUACCACU
Zychaea mexicana is the source of this 2389-nucleotide messenger RNA. RefSeq names its product dynein associated protein-domain-containing protein. The coding region runs from base 117 to 2303 and encodes 728 amino acids. The transcript is spliced from 11 exons. NCBI's taxonomy places the organism in Eukaryota, Fungi, Mucoromycota, Mucoromycetes, Mucorales, Lichtheimiaceae. The record is from RefSeq and is a predicted model, not a curated record.